Molecule: messenger RNA, 5478 nt
Organism: Xenopus laevis (African clawed frog)
Lineage: Eukaryota; Metazoa; Chordata; Amphibia; Anura; Pipidae
Gene: cpne7.L
Product: copine-7
Exons: 16
Coding region: 1281-2963 (560 amino acids)
Source: RefSeq, a predicted model, not a curated record
UGCUUUCAAUAAGGACAGUUGUUGUUAAUGUAGGGCAGAUAAAGUCAGGUUGGAAAAUGACUCACACUCUGCACUGUGGUGCUGAACUAGUUAGCCCAGGAAAUUGGUACGAGGAAAUUAACAACUUUAUAUAUUCUCUAUUAUUUCAUCUGCUGCUGACCUGCUGUCUACUGCAAAUAUGAAUGAGGAAUUAAAAAAGCCAUGAUGAAGUGUUUAGAGAAUUCUGGUAAUUCCAUUAAGCAUUAGAAGCAUUAGAUUGCACAGAAUUUCAUGCUCAUACCUGGGAACGGUAGCUCUUAAGGGUUUGAGAGAAAAUGAAUUCUCUCUGCUGUUCUGAUUUCACUUCUAUUUUUGUAAUUCUCUUCCCACUCUGUACAACGCUGAUGAGUAUGUUAGUUCCCUUUAAAUAAAGUUAAUUGUAGGAUUUCAUUGUAUCAGAGAGCUCUAGUCUUAUGAAGGUUCAGCAGAUGCACUGAAGGGAAAAGGAAGAAUUUGCAUUAAAAUUAAAGGAAUCCCUGUAAGUGCUGUGGAUCACACUGUCAUUGGGGGUUUAAGAUGAGAAAAGCGAACUGGCACUCAAUGAGUUAGUGCAUUUGAAGGCUCCCUCUUAGGGUGUGCAGAAUGAAUUGCAGGCUGUGUGAGAUGCUCAGGAUACCAAAUCAGAUACAAGGAAGGCUACUCUACUGAACUCAGCUCUCUCCGGCUGUCAGGACCACUAAGGAACUGCACAGGAGCUCCACUGGGGACACAAGGUCCAACAUGUGGUUAGUUCAAAUGGUAUCUCCCUGGAAGAAUGUAAAACCUGCCCUAUGCCUCUUGGAUUAAUUAUAAGAAAACAUCAACACAGUGCUUUGCUUGAAACUGCCCAUCACAGCAAGAAUCUCCAAGUUGUUCAUAUAUGUACUCUGAUGUAAAAGGGAAAUUCCUAAUCUUGCAGGAACAUUUUCUGAUCUCAUCUUCAGACUGAAAACACAAAGUGAUUUAAUGUCUGGAUCUUCUUUAGAAUAACAUUGUAUCUUUGAAUCUUCAAGCUGACACCAAGAGGGACAAUGGAGGGUGUUAUAUUUGUAUGAAGGCAAAGAACUUGAAAAAAAAAUAACCUUUUCCUCCUAUUGUGCACUGAGGUGACACUCACAUUCUGCCUGAUUUUGGAAGUCACAUAACUCCUGUAAUAUAUUGUUAGAUGGAAUCUCUUUCUUUCUGAACAUUCCUUGGUUGGUGGACUAUAGCUCUUCCAUUUGGUGAAUCUUACUGAAGUUAGGAAAUUCUGAUUUGACAAGAUGAUGAUGAAUGAGAACUCAGACUUGGCAUCACCUUCCUCACUCGGGGCUGUCACAGCCACGUGUGUGUCCAAGGUUGAGCUUCGUGUAUGCUGCAAGCAUCUGCUGGACAGGGACACACUCAAUAAAUCUGACCCAUGUGUGGUACUUCUAAUGCAGUCCCAGGGUCAGUGGAUGGAGGUGGACAGGUCAGAGGUAAUAAAGAGCAACUUGAACCCUGUCUUUUCUAAGGUCUUCACAGUGGAUUAUUAUUUUGAAGAAGUGCAGAAACUGCGAUUUGAAGUAUAUGAUAUUCAUGGCCACUGCAGUAUUGGAUCAAGAGAUGAUGACUUCCUGGGGGGAGUUGAAAUUACAUUGGGGCAGAUUGUUGCACAAAAGAAGAUUACCAAAGGGUUGUUUUUAAAAUAUGGAAAGUAUGCAGGAAAAUCAACUAUAACGGUGAUGUCCGAAGAGAUCUCAGGAAACAAUGGAUAUGUGGAGCUUUCGUUCUGUGCAAAGAAACUGGAUGACAAGGAUCUCUUUAGCAAAUCAGAUCCAUUCCUGGAAAUCUAUAGGAUUAAUGAUGAUCAAAGUGAGCAGCUUGUGUACAGGACAGAGGUCAUUAAAAACAAUUUGAACCCUGUGUGGGAGUCAUUUAAGGUGUCGCUAAGUUCUCUUUGCUGCUGUGAAGAAAAGAGGAAGCUCAGGUGCCUGGUCUGGGAUUAUGACUCCCGUGGAAAACAUGAUUUUAUUGGAGAGUUUUAUGCAACCUUUGAAGAAAUGCAAAAAGCAAUUGGAGGAAAUAAGGUACAGUGGGACUGCGUGAACCCCAAGUACAAAGUGAAGAAGAGAAACUACAAAAACUCUGGAAUAGUUAUACUGACUGAUUUGAAGAUACACAGAGUUUAUUCUUUCCUUGACUAUAUCAUGGGCGGCUGCCAGAUCCACUUUACUGUGGCUAUAGAUUUCACAGCGUCCAAUGGAGAUCCUCGGAACAGCUGCUCUCUCCACUAUAUCAACCCUUAUCAGCCUAACGAAUAUCUAAAGGCUUUGGUCGCAGUGGGAGAGAUCUGCCAAGACUAUGACAGUGAUAAGAGAUUUUCAGCUCUGGGAUUUGGAGCUCGGAUUCCUCCAAAUUAUGAGGUGUCACAUGAUUUUGCUAUUAACUUCAAUCCAGAUGAUGAUGAAUGUGAAGGUAUUCAAGGUAUUGUGGAAUCCUAUCAGAACUGCUUACCUAAAAUUCAGCUCUAUGGACCUACAAAUGUGGCACCUAUCAUCUCCAGGGUGGCAAGAUUUGCUGCUGAAGAAGAAAGAACAAAAGAGGCUUCUAAAUAUUACAUUCUACUUAUUCUUACGGAUGGAGUGGUAACCGACAUGGCAGAUACCCGUGAGGCCAUUGUGCGUGCUUCCUACCUGCCCAUGUCCAUCAUCAUCGUGGGUGUCGGCAAUGCAGAUUUCACAGACAUGCAAAUUCUCGAUGGGGAUGAUGGGGUCCUGAGAGCCCCCAAGGGGGAACCAGUGCUUCAUGAUAUUGUACAGUUUGUACCAUUUAGAGAAUUCAAGAAUGCCUCUCCUGCUGCUUUGGCUAAAUGUGUUUUGGCUGAGGUGCCCAAACAAGUUGUGGAGUAUUACAGCUACAAAGCCUUCCCCCCUCGCUGCCCAAAAGUGGAAUCUCCAGACUCUGCUCUCAACUCCCCUCAAUGAACCCUGUUUCUCGUCUCCAUUCUCUCCCCUGCAUACACUAUUCUGAUCCUUCACUAGUCCAAUGGGACAAUGGAUUAGAUGCAGCACACUAUGCGCCAAUCAUCUCUCAAUGCCAUCUCAUGGCCAAGCAUGCGAACACAGAUGCCCAGCUGCAUAUGCGCCAGAUUCACUGCUCAGAUACUUGCCACAAGCUCUUUCAUCAUUAGCUGCUAUGAUGAGGAUCUCUCACAUGUAGGAGAGUUUCUGUCUCUUCAUCACUUUAGGGGUGAAGACUUUCAGCACAUAAACAGUUGACACAUUCACUCCAUGAGAAUAUGUAUAACGGACAUACUGACUAGUGUUUAAAAGAAUGAUUGUAUGGAAGAGCCCCAUUUGUGCCAGCUUUAAAAUGAACUCAGAAUUACCUGUUGCUUACCAGUCUGGAGGAAAGUCAGUAAAAAAAGCAGUUCUAAAUCAGAAUCCAACUUCUGGAACCAAUUUUAGGCACAAGAGACGCAAAUACUCACCUUGAGGUACAAUGGACUUUGAUCAUAACCCUCAAGACUUCUGAGAGUCUGAAUGUAUAAUUCUAGGUCCUUUUAGAAAACUCUGGAAGGGGAAGGCACGAGGGUGGCUUGGGUGGUUCCUAAAAUCCAGGAAGUCCUUCUCUUUAAGGGGGACAUCCUACAUUUAACUGAUGAGAACUCUGGUGAGAUUUAGUAAAGUGGAAAUAACGUGAUUCUGGGAGGAUGGAAACUUGCUUGUGUUUGGAUUUUAGUGGUCGCUUCUUUUCUGCUUUUCUGCAAGAGCUUGUUCAAAAUCAUUCACUAGAUAGUACACACUGGAUAUAUAUACAUUUAUUUUAUUUAAUGGGUUUAUGCAUUUGCUUACUAAACACACUCCUAUAACAAUGUAACAGUGUUGCGCAGUCUAUACAGAAUCAUAAAAUCUAUUAACUGGCGAGGUUUCACAAUCCCAAACCUGUGUUGGGUUCUGCCCCAGAUACUUUGGAUUGUCGCUAUUUUUUUUAUCAGAAUAGAACUUGCCAUAAGACUUCCACAUAGACAUUUUACAGAGACAUUGCAUCACUCAUAGUGGUCAAAAAAGGUUUUAUUAGAAUGCCUCUGCCACUUCGAGCAGUUUCUAUUCAUAAUCAUAAAUACAAGAAUGCAAAGGAAGACAGUUGUGUGCAUAGAAUGAUCCAUGUAUGAGAUGUUUGAGAUCAGAAUGCUUCAUUUUUUUAAUAAUGUGGUAACAUUUGAAUGAACUUUUACUUCCAUCUGAGGAAGCGAGUAUUUAUGGUUCUGCAUGCCCACUUGCCUGUGCAACCUUUACUUAAGCACCUGCAACCCUGGAACCCAUCAACUUUAGUUUACGAUGGGGUUAAAAAUUUUUUAGCAGAAUCAGUUUUUAAGGCUAACAUUCAGAUCAAAAACACCCAUUCAAGAAAAUGGAAAAACAAUUUACAAUUUAGAAAUUAGCAAUAUGGUACAUUUAUCUCCAUUUAGGCCAGGGGCGGAAUGAAGAUAGCAGACUGUUAAAUGGCCUAAGGGUACUAAGGACUAUGUCUGGUGUAUAAUUUCUACAUAUGUCUAGAAAUAAAUAAUUUUCCUUAAGGUUUGGCAGAUGAAAUCGACGUGGGGCACAGCAACUACAUCUGUUAAAAAGAAUUAAACAAAAGGUUUUUAGAGACAGGAAUCACCUUAAAAAGGCUAAUUCUGUAUUUGUGGGCAUUUUGCACUGAAUAAAGUAACAUAUCUGUGUGCAAAACCCUCUGCUGUCUUAUUGCCCUGAUAUUUCCAAAGGUUAAUUUUAAUGACUACAUUCUGUUUAUAUUGACUUCAAUGUCUUCAUGUCAUGUUCUGCCUGUGACCCUGGCUUGCUGAUUCUAUAUAUUAUGUAGCUACUUAUUCAUAUGUUGCACAGAGUUUAGGCACACACACUGAGGUUUCCUUUUAUGGUGUAUCUCAGUGGCAUGUGGAAAUCUAAUAUAAUAGCCUUUGUUGGUCUGUAUGUUUUGCGACUCUUUGUGUCACUAGCUUUAAAUUGGGUAGGGUUGCAGUCAGAGCAGUACAACAUUCCAAGUUACAGAAUCAACUACAACAGACACGGAAUUAAAAUAUAUUUGUAAUGUGCCGCUAUGAAAGUGUCAUGAAGUGCAACGCCUUCUUAUACCUCUGGCAUUUGUAAUUUAGUUACUUAAACAGAAAAUAUCUGAAUACUGACAAAUGAUAGCAACUAACUGGUAUUUUUCUAAGGUUAACAGGGUUUGUUUUGCAGAUAUUUUCCUGUGCUGAAGGGUUAAAGAAAGGGGUGAAUUUGAAUGGCCAGUCUUUUCUCCUUUUGUACUAACCUGCUGUUUCAUGUUUAGUGCAUGUACCACAUUCUAAAAUACCCUAUCUAUUGUGCAACAAAUAGAGAAGGCCAGAUGUGUAACACUAUUGUGUGGUUUGAUGCUUCUGUAAGGUAUGCAUGCUACUUGUAUAUGUUUCAGGAAAAAGAUGUCUCCAAUAAAGUGAAUUCUUUUCUUGCUCGA